AUGACAAAUGACGACGAAAAUGGCGGUAAAAUCGUUGGCGCCCUCUGGUGUCAGAAAUAUGGAGCAUCAUCACAAGGGCCUCCUGGCUUCAACCUUCCGGCGAUCAUGCACGUCGAUCGAAACUGGAAUGUGAUGCCCACGGAACCAAUAGGAUCCUUCGUCACCAAGGUUUAUAGUGAGAGCAGUCUUCCUGUGACCUUCGGCUUGGAGACGACAGAUCCACCAGCGCCGUUCAAGAUAGACCCGAUUACUGGAGUGGUGACUGUGAAUGACACGUUAAUUGAUAAGGAAAACAAAACCUACUCGCUAUGGGUGACAGCAAACGACGGCUCCAUACCACAAAGAUUAGAAGUCUACGCAACAAUCUCCGACAAAUCGGGCAAAAGGCCGAAGUUACCUCAUCCACUAAACUUGAACUUCCCUGCCUACCCGAGUUUACCUAUGCAACCAAAGUUUACGAGGACGACACAAAGUACUACCAAAGCAACUCAUAUUUACGUAACAGUACCUGAAGUGACCACAUCACUGGCAACUCUAAGUCCUCCGAAUACUCCAGAUGAUGUCCCUCCUGGAGGAAUGAAUAUAGUUCAAAACGAUGAUGGAACAACGAGCACUGAAGCUCCGAAUAAGAAUCCUACGAACAACGAUGUGCCUUUGACCAUGGUUCCUUUAGUAGCUAUAGGAGCUCUUGUGGUGAUAGUCGCUGUUGUCAUACUUUUCGUCUGCAAGAAAAAUAAUGCUCAAAAGAAGGAAAGCAAGAAAGAUGAUAUGAGUAAGGACUCGAGUGGGAUCGUUCUUCAAGACGCUUCGCUUAAUAUGUGGGAUCAUCCACGCGCUUACUCGAACCGUUACGAAUCUUGGGACAAUAAUCAUUUACAGUUGUCAGAAGAAACGUCGAUUUCAAAAGACUACCAGCCACCAGACAAAUGGGAGUUCCCUCGACAUAAAUUGAGGAUCUUCAACAUCGUGGGAGAAGGUGCCUUUGGCCAGGUGUGGCGGGCUCAGGCUUUGGAUAUUGGUGGAAAGAAAGGAGAACAAACAGUUGCAGUGAAGACUCUAAAAGAAAAUGCGUCAGAAAAAGAGAAAAUAGACCUUCUGCAAGAGCUGUUAGUCAUGAAGAACUUGGACUAUCAUCCUAAUGUAGUUCAGUUGAUUGGAUGCUGUACAGAAAAGGAACCCACCUUAGUGAUAAUGGAAUUUGUCAGCCUGGGCAAGCUACAGCAGUUCCUCAGAGACUCCAGAGCUGAACGUCACUACGGAAACACUCAUGGAAGCCAGUUCCUCACAUCACAGGAUCUUACGAAAUUCGCGUUCCAAGUCGCAAGAGGAAUGGAUUUCCUUAGUUUACAGGGGAUAAUCCAUCGAGACUUGGCAGCAAGAAACGUGCUGAUCACAGAAGACAGGGUGUGCAAAGUUGCAGACUUUGGUUUCGCCAGAGAUGUAGGAGACACUCAUGUAUAUGAGAGGAAGAGUGAUGGACGACUUCCUAUCAGAUGGAUGGCGCCCGAAUCUUUAUACGACAAUAUAUUUAGUGUUAAAUCAGAUAUUUGGAGUUUCGGCAUCUUACUGUGGGAGAUCGUGACCCUCGGGUCCACACCGUAUCCUGGACUGUCAGCUAAUGACGUCAUGAAAAAGGAUUGUGGGGAAUGCUGCAGUCAGUACAUGCCUGGACCUGGUCGCGAGUGCCACGAGAAGAUCACAGUCUGGGGACAACCGAACAAGGCGGACAAAUACGCCAAGUGCAGGUGUAUCUGUGAGGCCCCGUCCGACAUUGCUAACUUCCUCAACGGGUUCAUGACAAACGGAUUCAGUUUUUCUGGAAAGAAGAAGUAG
Spodoptera exigua (beet armyworm) is the source of this 1833-nucleotide messenger RNA. NCBI's taxonomy places the organism in Eukaryota, Metazoa, Arthropoda, Insecta, Lepidoptera, Noctuidae. The record is from the annotation of a GenBank genome assembly.